GCUGAACUCAGUGUCUAAAUAAAUUUUAUUGAAGCGCAAAUCUUAUUAAAGUAAUCAAUCUAUUAUAAAUACUUAGUUUUAAAUAUAAUUAGUUUUUAAAAAAAAAUUAUUGUUCGAGUUAAUCUUUAUUGUUAUGUAUUUCUUCAUUUAAACGUCGAAUUGUUUGAAGUUUUAAAACGAAUUAUAAAGUUGGCAAUAUGGUGUAAACCUAAGUGACUAAUUUCAGAACUGUUAUUAUUGUUAUACCGACACAGUCCUGAGUCUUUGUCCCCUGGUAGGAGAAUAUAUACGUAGUAUAAGUUGGAUUUAGGAAGGGAAGUGUUUUGUAUUUAAUACGUUGGUGAAUGUUUAAAUGCAAAAUGACAUCUGUGGAUUCAGGAAUUGAAACAAGUAACAAUUCAGACGAUAGUUCGAUCGCUCAAAGUGAAGAUACGACAAUAGAAGAAAUUAGUAAUGCCAGAUCAGCUCCUGCAAUAAUAACCUGCAAUAAUAAUCAGAAUGAUAUGCAAGUAAUUGAACAGGCUAUUAUUCACGCUAAAUAUAAUCCAGAUUUGGCUUUUUGCUUAUCAGGUAUACACGAUAUUAUUCAAGAUUCUUUAUCAGCAAGUAGUUCAAUACCAUGUAUUAGUGUACCACCUAAUGUUUCUGAGAUUAAGCUUCCUAACAAGUAUAAUUCUAUCCAUUCACCAACAGCUAGAACACUUUUAGUAGAUAGAUAUGUUUAUUGUAGCAAAACUAAAUCUGUUAAUGAAAAACGUAGAAACCGUCACGUUCUUUCUAUGUUUGAUGCUCAUAGACGUAUUAUUGAACAUAGAAUGAGAAUUGCAGCAGCUACAAACAACACCAUGGUGAUGAGAUGUCUUUUAAAUUCUGGUGUUUCACCUAAUGCUUGUGAUAAACAAGGACGAACUCCUCUUCAUCUUGCCUCUUGCAGGGGUUAUACAGAAAUGGUUCGUUUGUUAUUGGAACAUGGUGCAGAUCCCAAUAUUCGUGAUUCUGUAGGUAAUACGCCAUUACAUUUAGCAGCCGUGACAAGCAAAAUAUCUGUAGUUACACUCCUUUUAAAUGCUGGAACGGAUCCCUUGUGCUUAGAUCAAUAUGGUUAUAAUCCAUUACACUUAGCACAAACAAAAUUAAAGUUAUUGCAAAACUGUAAAGGGAAGGAUAUGUUGAAGAUCAAAGAGGAAGUGCAAAGCAUAAUUAGUAUGUUGUUGGCAUAUUUACAAAAGUAUAAAGAUAAUCACAAAAAUAUGGAAACCUUGAGUAGUUUGUGUUCACGUUUAUCUUUAUCAAACACAUCGAAUCAAGUUCAGGAUGAUGUGAAAGAUUUGUUGGCUAAUUUAAAUGCUCUAUCUAUAACACAGUAAUCACUUAUUCACUUGACCAAACUAAUAGUUUUAUAAAUAAAUUUAUGUAAAACUAAAAAAGUGAUUAACAGUAUGCAUUAAAUUUAGUUUGCUUGAAAUGAGUUCAUUUUAAUCAAUUAAUUUACACACUGAAAUUUUUUUUUUCUAAUUUAUAUAAGUGCGCAAUAUAAUGGUAAAGUUUUGAUAUACAGCAGAACAGAGUAGAGCUAUAAUUUGGAAAGUUGUGCGAAUGUUAAUAAAGUAAAGUAUCGCGGAUUAAGAAGUAUGUAAUUAUUACAUUGGGUAGCUCUAUUUAUGUAUGCUUGUGGUAUUGUUGAUAUCUUUGACUCAUUGACGAUAAAAAGAAAUAUUUACAUUUCCUUAUAGUCAAACUAUAUUUCGCUCGCUUAUUAUUCUGAUUUGAUUCUGUAUGUUUCUAUGGGCCACAAAACAAAUCAAGUUUCAAUAAUUAGCUAUAAGUAUUUUAUGAAACACAUUUUAUAAAUUUCAUCUUGGCCUCCAAGUGUUAUACUUUGUGUGCUAUAUUUUCAUGUCUUUUUAAAUUACUAUUGUUUUGGAUUGUAUUGUAUUUACAAAACUUGAUGUGGAUUCCAUACAGUACAAAAAAAUAAAUCGUAGGAUAUAACAUCAUUAAAUCAAGUAUGUAUUUGAUACAAACCAUAAUCCUCAUAAAUUUCAUAUUCAUCAUAAAUUUUAAUUCAUUAUUAUAUAUUAUAUAUUAACUAUAUAUAUAUACUUACACUAAUAUGAAAGUUUGUAUUUUCCUUUCCUUUACUCAACUAGUUGGUUUAAAUAAUAAUUGCUAAAUAACUGUAGGGUUAUUAAUUUAAGAAAUUAAUAUGAUUUGAUUUUGAUAAGUUGUUAUGCAUAUAACGUGCAAAUAGUUUUUCUUCAAAACGAUUAAAAAAUGAUGUGUUACAUUAACUUUUUUAAAUUUAUAAAGCUGCAAAUAGAGUGCAAAAAUGAAAGCUGAAAUUUAUACAAUUUAUAGAUAUUGAUAGAGUAAGGUUGCUUAUGUAAAUUUUAUCUCUAUAAAUUUUGAAAAAAGGAUUUUGCUUUAUUUUUUACAUAUUUAUUUUACAUAAUAUACAUAUUUACAUGUAUUAUUUUGUUCUUCAAUAAUUUCUUUUUAUAUUAAUAUUUUCUAUACAUAUCUUUGAGUUAUUAAAUAUUUCAUUGAUGUCCCCCUUUUUAGGUUUUCAAACAAUACAAAACAAAGAUAUAAAAGUAGGCUGCAAGAUAUAUUGUAGCAUAUACAUACUUUGUACUUUUAUUAUUUAUCUACUAUUUUAGGAUAUAUGAGAUUUUUUAAAUUUUAGACAAAUACAUAAACUAACAAAUAAAGUAUGGUUGUAAACAUAUAUCCUCAUUCACUUUCAUAAAAAAUUCCAAAUAGAAAGAAUCUUAAAGUGCAUUCCUAAUAAAUGUCUUCAAAAUAUUUUGAUUCUCAUAUGAAAUAUUGUGUGCUAUAACAGUGUAUCAAUUUUGUUAAAUAUUGUAGUUGUCGCAUUGUUGUAUAUAUUCUUUCACUCUGUUUGCAGCCUCAACACUAACUAUGAGAAUUAUAUAAAUGUGUGAACAUAUGAACAAAUUAUGUCAAAUUCAAGUUGUCAGCAUUUACCUUGUAAAUCUAUAUCUUUUACAUUGAUAUUUUCAACUGAAAAAAGAGUGAAAUAUUUAAUCUUUAACAUUGAACAUAGUUAAGGUUUUGUAUAACUUCUUGCAAAUUAUUCAUUUACAUAAUAUUGCAUGAUAUUAACUAAAUGAAAUUCUGUUUGAAUCUUACAGUACUUUUUAUUCUUAUACAAUAUUAAGAUGAUAGUGAAAAUUGGUGUAAUUUUUCAAGUAUAAUGAAUUAGAGUGAUUUUUCUAGUGUAUUAUUGAAAGCUAAGUUCUAUAUAUAUAUCAUGAUACGAGUUUUGAUAUGACGGAAAUACAAUUUAUGGUCGCGAUACUUUUGUAAGACUAGAACUGACAAUCGUGAAGGUUCGUGUUUUGUGUUCUCCAUCUAUAUAUAAACUUAUAAGCAACUUAUGUGUAAGUUUAUAAUUUAUAUAACUGUAAAUAAGUGAUUUCCCUGUUAGCAAUACUUACGGUAGAUCUAUAAAUAAAAAAAAAAUACCUUGUUUCAUACGAAUUUAUGUUAUACUCUAAUUUUCCCUGUGUAUAAGCUACUUCAAUCAAGUGUAUUAAAGAAAACUGUGAGUUUUCCUCAUAUUCUGAUAUAUAUCAGUUCCUUUUCGUUCAUUUUUUCUGGUUAUGUCGUAGCUGUAUGCAAAUAAAAAUAUGUAUAACAUUGGAAAAAUUAUAGUUGUAUCAGAUUGAAAGAAGCUUGGUUUGAUUAACCAGAUUGAAAGAAAUUUUGUGGUGAUUUUCCUUGUAUCAAUAUCGAAAUAAAUAAGUAAUAAACUAG
Bombus pyrosoma is the source of this 3780-nucleotide messenger RNA. Its product is annotated as ankyrin repeat domain-containing protein 54-like. The coding region runs from base 345 to 1367 and encodes 340 amino acids. Gene Ontology annotation, molecular function: protein binding. The record is from RefSeq and is a predicted model, not a curated record. The transcript has 4 exons. Lineage: Eukaryota; Metazoa; Arthropoda; Insecta; Hymenoptera; Apidae.